This is a messenger RNA of Paramuricea clavata, 9319 nucleotides long. Lineage: Eukaryota; Metazoa; Cnidaria; Anthozoa; Malacalcyonacea; Plexauridae. The record is from the annotation of a GenBank genome assembly.
CAACAACAUGGCUGAAAAUUUGUUUGCAAAAAGUUGACAUGAACAGUUUUAUUUUGCCGAUAUUUUGGUGUCGGAUUCUUCUCCUGUGGGGAGGAAUUUGCACAGGACAACGGGGUAAGUAUCUUUGGCGGGAAAAAUGUUGGGAAAAUUAUGUACUGUUUAAAUUUUGCCGAUUGUCGAAUUGUGUUCAGACACAAAAGUUGUACUAGACUUGUACAUUUUCAAAAUGAAAGCAUUGCCUAAGUAUCACUCGUAUUACCGCCAGCAUAAAAAUUUCAUGACUAUUUAAAGGCAAAAUUCAGCCUAGGAAAAUCAAUUAUACAUAAUUCAAGUAAACUCGAUGUUUGUAACAAUAAAAAUGUUUUAAAAUGUUAAAAACAUUAAAGAUGCUGUGAAGUCCGUUCUGUGCAUACAUUUUGUGCUGGCUUUACAUUGCAAUGGUCGGGACCCGACCAUUGCAAUGUUGUUUAUUUAAAUAUUUUGCACCUUCCAAACUUUCUGUGUUAAUUUACAAGCAUAGUGAACCUGAAGAGUGUUAAAAAUUCAGUAUAAUAUACAUUAAAUCUUUACAGACUUUACAGGAUGGGGAUUUUUGCUGGGUGAUUGUGUCACAGAAUAGGAAGGUAUAGCAGAAGCGUAACUGAAGCAAGUAUUUGUCCGCGUUUUUGCAAGCGAUUCGUCAUCAAUCACGCCAUCCUGGCUAGUACAACCGGCACUUUGUACCUACCAAAUCCUGAUAAAAACUUCCGGUUGUACUAGCCAGGAUGACGUGGAUUGGCGUGAGCGACUUAAAAUUUUUGUGGACGUCAAACAAUAAGGGAAACGACUAGAGUUACGCUUCUGCUAUAACUUCCUAUUCUGUGAUUGUGUCAUGCAUUCCAGAAAACAUCCAUACCAGCCCCACAGAAGAAAUUGGAUGUUAAGCCCCCUACCCCCUUCGGAUGUCCCAAUACAUUUACUAUUAUCAGAAACAAUUUUAUCUCCCCUCACCCUCCGGACGGCAGAAAUUUCCUGGGAUCUUUGGUGGAUCUUUUCUGGAACGACCCAUUUUCAGUAGAGUCCCGACAUUAAUAUUAACUAGAGAUGCGUAUUUCCUAUGCACAAAUUUUGCCAUUUUGGUUCAAUAAUUAGUGUGACAACAUGCAGACACCAUUUUGGCAUGCUGUGUGAGCAGUCUGCAACCGCCUGGAGCAAAAAAUAAGGUCGCACAGUCAAUCGUGUUGAAAAAAUAAUACUAGGGUUGGCUGAAAAAAAUUGAGUCAGUCUGGAAACCAAAACCACAGGUAUUUUUGGCCCUUGCCUCAAAAUUCAUGAAAUCAUCAUGCUCAAAUGAGUUUAAAUAAUGAAAAUUUCAUGACGUGUGGCUUUAUUUGGGUAAGUUCUAGACUAAUUUGAGCAUGAGAAUUACCAUUCUGGGGUUUCUGCCAAAAUAUGAAGAUCAAAAAUCGAUUGUGCAAACUCAGAUUGGAGAAUACAGAUUAGCGAGUUUAAUUUAAAGUAUACAUAUACAUAUAUUUCUAGUGGUGGAUAUUGUAACAUCAAGUUAUCCUGACAACGUUUUACAAGUUCCUGUGUAUCAAGGCUCAGGAAAUAUAAAUGUUCGAUUGAGCGAAAUCGCUCAAACCAAUGGGGUAUGUCACUCAAUUUGGAUUCUAGUGUUAAAAUCGAUAAAUUUGUUUGAAGGCAGAUUAAUUGGUAUGCCUAAUAAAUGGAUAUGGGUCAUUCCAGAAAAGAUCCACAUUGCCCCAAAGGAGGGUAAAUUAUUUCUAAAUCCAUUGAUUGUAGGUUGAAGUAACAUGUCGAUCGUUAUCAGUUGAUGUUGGUGUCACCAACAUUACAUUCCAAAAUGUAACCAUUCCAGUGGGAGAACAACGUCACACUAUCCCAUUCAAGUAAGCAGUAAAAUUUAUUUCAUUUGACCUGAUCCCUGAACAUAUGUUUAUGGUCAAGCCAUUAAAUUGAAUAGACCUUAAGUAUGCAUAUAAUGAAGACUUGAUGCCCGCAAGGAAAGCUGGUCUUAGUAGUCAUCGCCCGGGAAAAUUUAACAAUUCAAAAUGGCCACUAUCGAAAUUUUCCCAGGUGAUGACUACUAAGACCAGCAUUCCUUGUGACAUCAUUACGAUUUUACAAUUAUUAUAAUUAUUACUGAUGUGCCGGGUUUUGUGUUUUCAGCAUUAUUUCAGCUGGUCGUGUUACUGAAGUUCAAUGUGCAGGUCAAAGCACCAAUGGUGGAACUCAAUACCAGACUGCUUCCUCUGUCGGACAAAAUGGGUUUGUAUAUGUUAUUGACUGAUACUGGUCAAGUUCGUUUUUCCCCGCUUGGAUACAAGCGAGGUAUUAACGAGUGGGGUAAUGAACCAUAAAUUUUCCAAUGGGGUACAAUUCAAUUGAACCAUCAUGACAUACAUUUUAAAUAAUAGUCUUUUUAAUCAUUUAAUAAGACAAUAUAGACAAAAAGACAACAUCUACAAAACUACCUUCAACAAAUUCAUGGCUAAAAGAUUAUGGGUAGAUGCCCUUGGACACCUCCCUGCCAAGGGGGUAUGUGGCAAUUUCAGGACCAAAAUAGCUGCAAAAAAGGCUCCUUCCAAAAAAGGACCAAAUUGCUGCAAAAAAGCCCAGAAACAAAUUCCGAAAAUACAGGACAUCUUGAGAAUUCAAUAUAUAAUUCAAAACAAGACGCAGUUUGAGACUGUAUAUAUUGAAUUCUAUAAUUGAAUAUAUUGAAUUGUAUAUAUUGAAUUCUAUAAUUGAAUUCUAUAUUGAAUUCAAUAUAUAAUUCAAAACAAGACACAGUUUGAGACUGUAUACCUUAAUCCUUUUAAUAUAUUAAACAUUGUUGUAAAUAUAGCUAAAUAUUCCAUUUUCAGUUAUUACUAUUUUCUUUAUCAUGUUUCGCUUCGCUUGGAUAAUCCUUCUUUCCGCCCACAUGACAGAUGCUCUCUCUCUGCGUUGUAUAUAUAUAUAUAUAUAUGUGUUGUAAAGUAUUGUAUUUCAUUCUGUCUGAAGAUGACUUUGAAAUAAAGUCGAAAAUUUACAGUCUCAAACUGCGUCUUGUUUUGAAUUAUAUAUUGAAUUCUCAAGAUGUCCUGUAUUUUCGGAAUUUGUUUUUUUUUACUUUAUUUUUUUAAAUUGUCGGCUGGUCAUGGUUUUUUUUUAAGCCCAGAAAAAUAGCCUCUUUUGUGAAUCACAAUGACUACCAUAUCUUAUUAAUAAUCACUUCCUACUGUAUAUUCUAGUUACCUUCAAGUAACAAGGCGACCCACAGUCAGUUUAUGCUCCGAUGUUGUAAUUGUACCUAUGGAUCCUGCUAUUGUUAGGAAAGUUGGAGUUUUAUUUAGGUACUGUAUGUGUCAAAUCUGAAGUCAGGAGAGUGUCUCAAAUAUUUCAACAUAUAUAUAAUAAGGGGAUGAGAGCCAGGUUGCGAUAAUCCAAGAUUUUUUAUAGAGUCGUAUGUAUACCAUAUGACUGGCAGUGGUACGCUAAUCGGAUUGUUGCCGCGUACUUGCGCUAGAACAAACUCACAAUACUCAAUGUGUACUUAGUCUUUAUACAAAAAAUACAUAAUUAAAGAACAUUCUGGUCCGGUAUCUAUUCUGUGAUAUUAGAUCACGUCAGCUAGUUUCCUAUCCAUUUAUUUUAUUAUCCAUGGUUCUAUUAUAAUCACUCCGCGUAUUUUCAGCUCUAAAUGUUGUAUUUCGUCUGAUGAGAAAGAUUGUGACACAAUCUUUACGACCGUUACGACCAUAUAGAAACCAGGUUUAAGGUCGCGUGAUUUACAACUCUUGUCUUCGUAAAAAUCAAAAUAUAUACGUGGUGUUUUUCACAAACCAAAGUUCUCAUGAUAAAAUCCUUUCGUUUGCUUUUCUAUAGUGAAAGUGUUGUCAGCAAUCCUGUAACGCUGAACUGUUCCGUUAUUUCACCACUAAGAGGUCAGACAAUCAUUAUUUUCAAGUACUAUAAAAUAAAUACAUUGUCAUAACAGGGUUCAUUAUGCAUGAAUGUUCAUACGGAUCUCAUAAUGGCUAUAUUUUCUUUUCAUUUUGUUAUUAGCUGGCUCCAUUCCAAUGAGAUUGACUUUCAAUGCGACAACUGUUCCUUUGUCGACAAGAAGAGUGAAUGUAUGUGACGCUUAUUUUUACUAAUUAAGAGGAGAUUUUUUUGUAUGUUACGUAACACGCGCUCAAAACUAAUGCGUAUAAUAUACCACUUAUGGUUAUGACUAAAAUUCAAAAUUUUAGUUUUUCGAUACGUUUCUCAAUCGGCAAACAAACUUAAAAAGUAUGUUUAGUGCUUUAUCUGUAAAAUAAUGCUAAAAUGAAGAGAUUUUAGAUGAUACGCCAAAGAGAAAAUGAUGUCUGAAGUUCAGUAAGUUUUGCUUAUACAUGGCUGUAAAUAUGGCGUCAAUUUUAAAGCAUCAUUGAUAAUUGUAUUUUAAUUGACAAUUUUUAACUAUUAUUUUAUGUUUCUCAACCGGCAGAUGCAUUCAAAAACUGUUAGCUAACUGUAUAAACUAGAGAAUAAAGCUAAAACAAAGUAAUUUUGAGAGGAACGCCAAAAAGAUUUUAGGUUUUGAACACUUGUCAUUGCAAAUACGUGACAUUGAAAAAAAUGCCUCUUAAUAGAAAAAACUUCAGUGUCAAAGAAACUUUCAUUUCCAGCCAGCUUUGAUAGGCAAUUCCAGCUGUAGACUAAAUUUUGAUCUAGGCAAGAAGAGCAAAAUCCAUCACCACAGCUAGAAAGAGCAUGUUAAAAUUAGUAAAGUUACAAAGUUUGGGCGCGAAAUGUUAUACAAUGCGGAAAAUAUAGCCCUGCGAAAUUUGCAAAUUUUGUAUUAAUUUGUAUUAGGCUACGCACAGGAAAAUGCACCACUUUCGGGCCGAAAGUGCUGCAUAUUCCCGUGCGUAAUACAAAUUAAUACAAAAUUUGCAAAUUUCGUAGGGCUAUAUUUCCUCAUUUGACAACAUUUCGCAACAAAGUUUUACAAUUUUACUAAUUUUAACAUGCUCUUUCUAGCUGUGGUGAAUGGAUUUUGCUCUUCUUGCCUAGAUCAAAAUUUAGUCUACAGCUGGAAUAAUCUAUUGAUCAUAAAUAUAUACAGGGUGUCUAAAAAAACGAAGUCCGAAUUUAGCAUGCCAUUUUGCGUUAAUUAUACUCGGUGUAUUAACGUAAUUUUUUCAUAUCACAGUCAAUGAAUAUAGUCAUAACCAAGUAGAAAGUAUAUUCAUUACCUUUGAGCGCGUGUUACGUGACAUACAAAAAUUUCUCCUCUUAAUAAGCUACACAAAUUCUUAUGAUAAGCUUCAAACAAAACAAGGCUAUAUCGCAAAUCUAAUUAAAUUUUCUUUUUUAAAUACAAAGGUAUCGUACGUGUUGGAAAGCGAAGGGGAUCCAGUGAUUGUGGGAUGUUGGGCUUCAAGCGAUAGCACAACCAUACCACAAUACACCAAGAACACAUCGCGAGGUAUGAUGAAAAAAAAUAUAUGUACCAUAGAAUUCUAAAGGUGUCAGUUCUAAACUUCUAAUGAGAGGGCUUGUAAGCAGGGCUGCCAAAAAUGUUUCAUUUUCUGGGACCGCAAGGCCAACGAAAAAAUUUUAUUGGCUAAUUUUUUUCGCACGGGUAUUGGUUGGUCUUUGUUUGUGAAAAAAUAAAAAAAAUUCUCAAAUCUGAUUUGCUAAGAGCAGCGCAAUUUUUUCGAAAUACAGUGCCAAAAAAUGAAAUACCAAUAACAGUGCAAAUUUCAUUGACUAUAAUACAAAAAUAAUACAAAAACAUUUACAAGUGACAAAAAUGGCUGGCGUUUUUAGUAAAUUUUGUAUUAAAAUUAUUUAUAUUAAGGUGGCUCGAUACAGUUUUCAAAAAUUCAGGUGUUUUUAACACUUUGGCAUGUUCAAACUACGCAUUUUUAGGAUUUAUUCAGCAGAUAUUGGUUUUUUUUUAUAUAUUCUGAUAACUGUACUUUCAAAUUAUAUUAGUUUUAGUAACAGAUAGUUCAGUUGCUAUGACGACAUACGUGUACAAAAUUCGCUCCAAAAUGGCCUAUCGUCUUGUAUAUGCCUUAUUUUACGUGGACGAAAAGCUAACAAUUAGAAAAAUAUAAAAAAUUCUGUAAUGCCAUUUUUUUUGGAAAAUGCGAAAAUGUCAUAUUCUUCGGUAAAAUUUUUUUGGCAUUACAGAAUUUUUUUAUUUUUUGUAUAAUGAAAGUUUUUAGCGGUGCAAUACAGCAUGCAAAAUUUGAACAUAGGUCACCAGACAAAAUAAAGAGAUAUAGCGCGUUGUUUUUCUAAAAUGGAGAAUCUAAUGACGUCAGCAAUUGACUUAAAACGCUAUAGAACACGCGCAAUGACGUGAUAUGGCGCGAGCAACUGCUGACGUCAGGUCAUUUUGGAAGUUCUUUCAUUUUGUUAAUCAGUUUUCGCGACCUGCGCGUAAAAAUGGUCACCCGGUUUUGAGUUCGCGAUUCUUGAGCAGGGUUUUUGUGAUAACUAUAUCGAGCCACCUUAAAAUUAACUAUUUCGCAUGUGACUGAACAAUUUUUUCAUGUAAUAUUAUUAUUGUAAUAGAAUAAGUAUGAUUUCUCGUGCAAUUUGGAAAAACGUUCUGCAUGAGUUUUUUGAAGACUUCAAAUUGGCUGUAAUAACAAACUUGAAAGUUAACUGUUGAUUCAUCAUUUUGAUUCAGUUGCCGAUUUUCCCACUAGGUGACACGGCUGUAUUCAUGUACCAAGUACCGCAGGCGACAUUCGUGCCCGCCUCGAUCACAUCACUCGGGCGGACAACAUUUGCACGUACUGUCAGUUAUCUCGUAUUGGAAAGCCCUGCGACAGAUGUGACCGAGUUUCAUUGCACGUUUCGUAAUACGUCACAGGCUUCUGUGUGCACCGGAAGUUUGUCUAUUACGUCAUCGCUUGAUUUAAAUUCUGUGACUGUGGAGCUCGUUACCACCAAUAUGACAUUUGAGGUAUACUACUACUGUCGAUGCAAUGGAAGUGUUGAUAAAAUAUUGCAUGAAUUCAUUUCCUCAAGUUGAUCAAUACAUACGAAUUCAAAUUUCUUUUUACUUCCUGUGCGUUUCCUAUUGGUCAAUCGGUUCUGAAACGAAAUCUAAUUGCCUCAUCUAAAAGUAACAGGAAGUUGAUCAAUUUUCAAUCAAAUGAAUUGAUCUACUUGAGGAAAGGAAUUGGUGCAAUAUUUUAUCAACACUUUAAUUGCAUCGACACUAAUACAUUUAAUUUUUGCGAUCACUAUCUUCCUCGAUGGCUAACAAGACCAGGGGUAGCCUGCGAACAGGCUCUCAAGUUGAAUUGAGAGCCUGCAUCGAUGACUAAUGAAUUUGAAUAUCUGCGUCUCAAAUUGUGACGCGAAAUUCUCAUUGGUCAGAUGCUAUAAUUUAUAUGUUUCCGCUGAGCUCUAUAUAUGUCAACUGCUGAAGCACUAUGAGUAAAAAACACAUUAACUGAUCAAAUUGGUCUUGACCAUCUUAUCUCAAAGCAUGAAAUGUUCUGUUUUGAGAAAACAGUAUUUAAAACAUUUAAACUUUUGCUUGAAUAUCUUAUAUUUCGAAAAACAGUAUAAACUGUACGGUCUAAAUUUAGUUUGCACGGUCUAAAUUUAGUUUGCACGAAAGUUGUAAACAACACCAUAUAAGGAUAGACAUUCCAUAUUUGGAAAAACGAACGUUACGGGGCAGAUAUUCAAAAUUGUAUAUCAUCAGUGUAGGCUCUCAAUUCAACUUGAGAGCCUGUUCGCAGGCUAGACCAGGGGUGGUCAAGCACCCCCUAGGCCAAAAAAAAUAUGUGGGUUUCCGGUUUCUUCUUAUAAAAACUUAGGUAGGGUAGGUCGGUUUUAACUUUUUUUUUAACUUUUUUUUUAAUUUUCCUAACAACCGGACGCCAUUUUGUUUAGUCAGUGUUUCCACAUCCAAAGAUAGAUUUCCCUAAUAUUGCCUCAAAUUUCAAUAUUCCACAAACUUUUUCCUCUAAGUGGAAACACUUACAAGCAUGAUCCAAUAAAAAAGUUUAGGGUCGGGAUUUCGACGUCCAAAAGCUAGGUAGGGUCGGGAAACCGGAAACCCACAUUUUUUCUUUGGCCCUAGAGAAGUCCAGCACCACCUUGAAAAAAUAUGCUUGACCAUACAUUUCCUACUUUUGAAGUUUUCGAAAAGCGAUCUGUGGAACUUCAACUGUUAGCAAAUGUCGAUUUCUUGAAACGAUUCAAUUGAUUUGUGAGCUCACGAGAAAAUACUCAGGUUAUGUUUACAUUACAUUGUAUCGGAUCACUUUGCGUCCGUUCUACUGUAAUACUGAGCUAAUUUGCCGAGUAUCACAUCUCGCGUCUUGAAAUGCAGGCGUUUUAUCCAAGACGUAAAAAUCUGUAGUUUCCCGUUGUAAACAGAUCGUGGACGACGUCUCAAACUCCCGUGGGAUAUUAAACCACUCCCGUGGGGACUCCCGUCGUCCUCACAUUGCCGUCCCAAAUCGUAAGGUCCCUAUUUUCAAAUAUACUGUACUUGAACCAUUGAACUAUAAAUAAACUGGAAGGCUAACUGCUAUUAUGAAGGCCCAUGAUUUGCUGAAGCCAAAAUAGUUUUUCUGAGUUUUGAGCAGAAAUACUCGAUCCCAAACGUUGGGCUAUAUAUCAAACUGAAGCUAUUGAAAAUUGCUAUUCAGUGUAGAAAUUUCAAGACUUCAGCGAAAAGAAAAAUAUUUUAAUAAUACAAAAGCAACUGCCAUUCGGUCAAAAAAUGGCAAAUUAUCGGCAAUUAUUUUUGUAUAGUUUUUAAAUAUUUCCCUUUUACGGCUAAAGUCUUGAAAUUUCUACACGAAAUAGCGUUUUUCAAUAGCUUCAGUUUCAUAUACAGCACAACGUUCAGUGUUGAGUAUUUCUGCUCAUAACUCAGAAAAACUAAAAUGCACUGUCUUCAAUCCCCCCUGAGUUAGCAUUCCAGUUUACUUAUAGUUCAAUGACUUGAACAAGCGAAUGUAGUGUACACUCGCUGUUUUUGUCAAACCCCGGUUACAGAGACGAAAAGCACAUACGUUAUGUACACUACAGAGAUCUCGAAAGGCUGUUCUUCUUUAAGAUUGGAGACUAUUACAAGCCACUCAUGGUCCAGGUCAAUGGAAGCAGCACAGAACGUGACCAGCGGUUGCUAGACGUGACAUGCUGUAGGAAGAGUGUCGACCCGAAGUACUUCGUGUUAGCGACAACAUUAUCUCUAUGGAUAGACGUCUAUCCAAGUGUGCAGUUCGAUUGGGACAACAUUACAGGUAGGAUUUUGUUAUUACCAUCAUCAGCAGGUUACGUUUCCAUUCGGAAG